This is a messenger RNA of Sarcophilus harrisii (Tasmanian devil), 6779 nucleotides long. RefSeq names its product SERTA domain containing 2 (gene SERTAD2). Gene Ontology annotation, molecular function: transcription regulator activity. The record is from RefSeq and is a predicted model, not a curated record. Bases 1340 to 2287 code for a protein of 315 amino acids. Gene Ontology annotation, cellular component: nucleus. The transcript is spliced from 3 exons. NCBI's taxonomy places the organism in Eukaryota, Metazoa, Chordata, Mammalia, Dasyuromorphia, Dasyuridae.
GAUAGUGACCAAAUUUCCUUUUUAAGAAGUAAAUGAUGGGAGAGGAGUAGGAAAUUCCAUAGCUUUCCUAGGCUCAGAACUGACUUCAUGCCAGUCCUAAGACAUAAAAUAAAAAAAUGGAAUAUUGCAUGACAUACAUUUAAAAUGUAAAGCAAACAAUUUAAUGUGUUAGUUGAAACUUGUUUUGGCAUAUACUCAACAUUGAUGUGUUUAUCUUGAUGAUUUUAAUUUUGUGUUAUCCAUGGCUAAAAUAAUGAAUUUGCUCUCUGGAAAGGUCCUAGGUGAUAAGUUUUAGAAGACAGAAGCUUUUAUUUUGUUUUGUUUUUGGAAACUAGGUCUCUUGAAUUCAUCCAGGCUAGAAGUAUAUGGCCAUUCAUGGGCUUAAUCCUAAUGUUGAUUGGUAUGAAAGUCUUAACCUGCUCAAUUUUUCCAGUCUGCGUGAAUUUACCCUCUCCUUAGGCAGGUUGAUGGCCUUUUGCUCCUGAGAGCUCACCAUAUUAGUGCCAGACAUAGAGCAGAUACCUAAUUGGUCUUAGCCCUUUUGUAACUUUGAACUCCUAAACUCAUGUAAUCUAUAACCCUCUGCCUCUCCUUAUAGCAGAGUUAAUGGGCAUAGGCCAACAUGCCGAGCCUAUGAAGUCUACUUCAUUGUAUAUAAAAUUUUCUUUUUAUGAAGAUAUAUUAGAAUUUAGUGAAUAUAGAAAUUUUCUUCAGCUACUUUUAGUUUUGUAUUAAAACAAAAUACUAGCACAGUAUUUAUGAAUGUUUUCAUUAAACUUUCGUUAGCAACCUGAAGAAUAUGAUUCACCAUUCUUGAUCAUCUUAAUAUUUACUAUGUGAAGAAAUCCAUUAGGAAAUUAAAUUAUCUUAGCCUUAGGUAAAACAUGAUAGCUCACUUCAAUCGAUAAGUCAGGGAAAGACUAAGGUUGUCUAUUUUUUUAUCUUACUAGUUAGCUGUCAACAGUCAAAGGAAUGAUUCCUGUUGAAACACUUGAAUCUCCUGCCCCUAUCUCAAAUUACAUUGAGAGAUGACAGAUGGAUGCAUAACAGCAGAGGCACAGAAUGACUACAGAAUGGGACAUGAACAAAGCAGAGCCAAAGUCUACUAAGAUAGAGGAAUAUAUCCUCCCACAUAAAAAUAAUAGUUAAUUCUUAAUAAUCAAGUUGGAAGAGACUGCAGAGACCAUGAACUGGAAUCUCCUCUGCAAUAUACCUGACAAGUAGUCAUCUAACCUAUAUACAUUUCAUCAUCUUGUAUUCUGCCACUCUUCUACUACUAAGAUCUUAAAUAUCCUGCCUCUGUCAUUCCAGGAGUUGGCAAACUUAGGGCCAAAGAUAUAUGUUGGGUAAAGGAGGAAAACGGAAGUUUGAUGAGCAUGAAGAUGGGCUGGAAGGCAAAGUUGUGUCUCCUACUGAUGGUCCAUCUAAGGUGUCCUACACCUUACAGCGCCAGACUAUCUUCAACAUUUCCCUUAUGAAACUCUAUAACCACAGGCCACUGACAGAGCCAAGCCUGCAGAAGACAGUUUUAAUUAACAACAUGUUGAGGCGGAUUCAGGAGGAACUCAAACAGGAAGGCAGCUUGAGACCUGUGUUCAUCACCACUUCUCAGCCAGCUGACACGCUGGGGGACGAUUACCGGGAGGCCCAGCCUGCCUUUAGCCAUCUCGCCUCCUCCCCGGCCCACCCCGCCGACUUGGUAAACACUACAUCGUUAGAAUCUUGCCUCACCCCAGCCUCUCUGCUGGAGGACGAUACUUUUUGCACUUCUCAGGCCGUCCAACCCAACGGUCCCACGAAACUUCCACCUCCAACCGUCCAACCAGAAAAGGACAGCUUCUCCUCAGCCUUGGACGAAAUCGAGGAGCUCUGUCCAACACCUACCUCCACUGAGGCAGUAGCAGCGGCAGUAGCGACGAUCGACAGCUCUAAAGGAAACUGCAGCGAGUCUAACGUUCAAAAACCCGAGGGACUCCCAGAGAGCCGAACGACUGACUCAAAACUCAUGGACGCUCUACCUGGAAACUUUGAGAUAACAACUUCCACGGGUUUUCUCACAGACUUGACCUUGGAUGACAUUCUGUUUGCUGACAUAGACACGUCAAUGUAUGACUUUGACCCCUGCACUUCUGCUACGGGGGCAGCCUCCAAAAUGGCUCCUGUUUCUGCAGAUGACCUCCUUAAGACUUUAGCUCCCUAUAGUAGUCAACCAGUUGCCCCAAAUCAGCCUUUCAAAAUGGACCUUACAGAACUGGAUCACAUAAUGGAGGUGCUUGUUGGGUCGUAAAACCUAUUAAAAACCUAGAGACUUUUUUUUCUGUACCAGUAUAUACACAACUUGGUAGUAUUUUCACAACCCUACAGAUUCACAGCACUGUGCAUGCAUCGUCCUUGCUUGCCUUUUCCAGAAAAAAAAGGAUCACACUAGUACUUUUUGCCUCAAGCAGAGUUGGAGUGCCUUCUUCCAUGUAUGACCACUUUUAAUGUGUUUUUAAGUGGUUCCUCAAAGAAGACCUAAUAUCCUGGUAUAGGAAAGAAUACAUAUUGAAGACAAUAUUACUACAUUGUUACUACAAAAAAAAAAAAGUGAAGCACAAGGAAUAAGUUGGGGAAAGCUGUAAAUUGCAUGUGCAUAUUUGUCUAUUUUUUCUAUAAGUUUUAUUGCAAGAGGUAAAAAAUUUAUUAUUUAGAUAAUCUCAGUAUCUUUUUUGGCAUUUUAGCCCUGUGUAGGUUGACUUAGCAAUUCAGCCUUUUGGAGGCAUUAACUACUCCUCUUAAGUGUUGCAUUUACAUGGCUGUUUAGAAACUGCUGCCCAAAUUUAUUUUAUAUUUUUGUACAGAUUCUGCAGUUUAUUAUAUUGUUUUUCUAAAAACAAAUGCUGUUUAUACACACAAAAUAGCUAUUUUGAUAGGAUUUGCUCACAUAGUUCCUGCAUACUUCAAGUGUACAAGAUGCGCUUGUACUUUUAUACAGAGUUGUAAUGUUUUAUAUGUGUAUGGUGCAAAGAGAAAAUCAGAUCAAAUUAAUCUGCAGUUGAUAUCCCUAAAUGCAAACACACAGUGCUUUAAGAAAGGGCCAGGAGAUAUUUCACCCAAGUUUCACAAGUACCAACUCCCUGGUAUAAAAACACCUGUGUACUACUGUGAUUUCUAAACCUAGAGCCAUGUCUACUCAUAAAACUUGUAUUAAGCAGUUGGCAGGAAAUAGCUGUGAAACUUGGGUUCUAAGUGAUAGUUCUCUGUAGCUUUCUCUUUUGAGAGGAAGGCUACUGAAAACUUAGCCUUCAAGUAUGUAUGCCAAGUUACUGUUUUUAAUUUUUUAAAAAUUGAACCCAAAUGUUUCAUUUUAACAUAAUUUUCUCUGUGACUUGAACUUAAUUAGCUUUCUAGAAAAUCAUUACAUCUGACUGAAUUUUAUUAUAAAUCAAUCAUUUUAUGGAAUGAAAAUACCUAUUAAGAGUAAGUUUAUUUUGUUUUUAAUUGCAUUUUUAAAAGGCAUACAUCAUUUAUUGAAUCAUCUUAUACCUUUCUUCUUCCUCCAUUCUCCCCCCUUCCUUGGAGCAUUUGUUCACUCUGUUGAUAAGUGCUGAAAAUGGCAUCUUCAGUAUUACUGCAGUGAAGCUCAUCUCUUAUCUGCACUGGAUGGACUCUAACUUUAAUAUCCAUUGCUGUGGAAACUGGAGUUAGUCACAUUACAUCACUUGGCAUCUCCAGCGCGGUUGGUUUCUUUUAUCAACUGCGUUAACUGCUUUACACUUUAUAGGCCUGUUGUACCAGAAUAUACAAACACAGCUUUCUAUGCAUGUUUCUUCCCUCCCCUCCCAUAACACCUGAGAAGUCUUCGUUACUGCACCAAUAGCGUUUUUAUUCAUUGUGGUGUACAUUUAAUUUAAAAAUGUUUGCAAUGUAUCAUGCCUGUUGCUGAAAUAGUUUAUGGCAUUUUAGGGCUCUCCUCCCUUCUCUCCCCUCCCCUCCUCCUUCCCGCCAUGGUACUUUAGCUGUUGCGUGCAAGUUGCAACCUAUAUUGUUGAAAUGCAUAUGGCUUCUUUAGGAAUAACUUUUAUAUUUAUUUAAGAAAAUUUAAAUUAUGGGGUUUUUUUGUUUUGUUUUGUCAGUUGACAAUAUUCAGUCAUCAGUUCUGCUCGCUUCUUGCCAUGGAUGAAAUUGGGUAUUUUCUGUCUAUUAAAAGGAUAACUUUAUAAAAUGGCACUUUAAACAGGCCAUAGAUAGUCUACAUUGUAAUAUAAUGCACAUGACAAAGCAGGUAAAUUACUCAUAUAAGUAAAAGGUUCAUGUGUAAAAUCCUUCUGGACCCUAGUUUACUUUCAUCCCCAUUAAAUUUUGUUUUAAAAGACUUAUCAACUCAGUAAAGCAGCAAGAAACUAAUAGAAUUGUAGUUUCCUUACAAGCUACCUAAACACCCCUAAUUUUUUUGAUACUUCAGACAAUUAGGCUUUAUUUCUUGGUCGGAUUAGGGACCAUAUUCAGUUGAGAAAAUGGGAAUAGGGUUAUGUUAUUUUGCAUCCCAUCCAGUUGUGAUUGCUCCAUUUUGGCUCUUCUCUUCCUUGUCAAAAAACAAUCCUGCCCUGCCCUCAGAUUCCAAGAUUUGUAUAAUUGGAGAACCUAGGAAAAUAGCCACAAGCUAUACACACACACAGACACACACACACACACACAUAAUGUGUGUGUGUGUGUGUGUCUGUGUGUGUACAAUAGUGCUGAUUGUUCAGAAUAAUAAUAUGGUAAGCAAUUGAUUUACCAUUGUGAAAACUGAUUUACAGCAACUUAGAACAACCACACUUUUGUUGGAUUAGUAAAUUGUGUAUUUAAACAAAUACCAUAUGUUAGGCAAUAGUUCAAAAGAGCACCAUUUUCAAAGCAAUGAAGUAUGUGUUCCCUGAAACUUACUUUAAAAAUCCUUUAUUUAUAAGACAGAGUUAAAAACAGAGAAUGAAUAUACGUGUGUAAAGAUAUGCCUAUACAUAAUAUAUGUGUGUAUAUAUAUGUAUGGAUAUGUAUAGGUGUGUGAAUGUGUGUAUAGGUGCAUAUGUAUUUAUCAACAUAUAUGCAUAUGCACACACACACACACACUUUAAUAAGAAAGAUAAGGGAAAUGAGUGAUCCAUUUUUAAAGGGCUGAACCAUCAAGUUUUAAAUUUUUAUUUUUACAAAAUGUUAUCCCAGAAGGGCAGAAAAAUCUUUAUUGUGGUCUCUAAGCCCAGCUCUGCAGGGACAUACUUGCCGAAGAUUCCAUUCUUCAGCAGUAACAUUUCCUUUUAUAUUCUGGGCAUCAUGAACAGUUCAGAGUCAACAUGCAGUUUGAGGAGCCUUUAUAAAAGACACAUGCCAGGCUUGGGUGGGUGUAGGGGUGGGUGUGGGGGGUGGCAGUGACAUUUAUUGACAAUGAUGUGCAAUGAAGUGACAAGAUGAGAGCAGAAUGAAAAAGCUUUGAAUUUGAAGUGAUUUUUUUUCAUAAGUUAUUUAUUCCUUUUUCUUUGUAAAUAUAUUUAUUUUAUUGUGAAGCUAACAACAUCUGGAUUGUAACAUGUACAGAAUGUAUGGUAGGAAUGUAUUCUCUUGUAGGAAUGUAAAUCUGUAUUAAAAAGGGGAUCAGAGCCAGACUCAGAAAAUGAACUGGGUUCUUUUCAUGGUAUGCACGGUUCACAUUUAUUUUUACUCUUUUCUAAUGUGGGUCUAUUUGAAAUAUGCAAAAGGUAUGGAUGAAGAUUGUUUUAGUCCCCAAAUUUCUAGGAAAAUCCAGCAUUAAAAGGGUCAAUUUUUUAAAAGAUUUUUAAUAGCACUGCUUUCCCUUUAUCAAGGAAGGAGCAACCAAAUUGACAUGCUUGUUCACGCCAAAGGGUCAGAAACAAGUCUCAAAUAUACACCUUGAGUGUCUUUCUCAUUCAUUGUCAGCUCAUGCAUUUAAAUACUGCAUUCCUUUGGAGCAUCCUCACUGCUCUGAAGUAGAAAAAGGAACAUUUCUUGAAGUAAAUAAACUCUAAAAAGCAGUAGUAGAUAUAGUGUUUCAGAUAUUUUUAAAACUUAAAUUUAUGAAUCACCUUUGUGAUAAGCAAUGAAUUAGGAAUUCCCCGGAACACCCUUCUUAUAUGACUAUUGAAAAAUACCAAUCCUCCCCCCCUCCUUUGUGCAGGGGGGGGUCCAGAGGGCAGGUUGUUCUACUGUCUCUUCAUGUCCUGGAUUGCUUCAAAAUGAUUGUUGCAGAUCUGAUCUUUACACUGCCUGCCAAAAUUCAAAUGUUCACAUUCAACAUGUUUUGGAUGAGAAACGGUUAAUUUCCUGCCACACUCGGGUACAUUGAUCCUACCAGAGAGGUUUGUAUGACCUACAUGCUUUCAAAAGGCUUUCGGUGCUUCUUAAAAUUGAAGCUGAAUGACUCUUGAUAAUGAGCCAAUUUAAAAUUUUGCUGAAAACAAUAAAAUUAAUAAAGAUUCUGCACUUUUUUGGGAAAAAAAACUAUUGAAGAUAAAUGUAAUCCAUACAUGUAAACAGCAAAGAUUCUGGAAAAGGUGUAAAUAGUGUGAAAUGUUUGGUGUAUGGCUGUUGAGAAGGGCGUGUUGUCAAAAAGGAGGCUGUAAUUUCCCCCACAGACCUUAGAGCUGUGCCUUUUCUAUGCAAUAUUACAGACAUAUACAUCUGAACCCAGAUUACUGUAUUCACAUGUAGGUAUGGGCUGUAAUCUAAACAAUUGGAUAAAUGUACAUGGAAAUAAGCAGUCUUACUUUUGUAGUUUUAUAUUAUACAAUAAACAGUUAAAAGGA